AACAGAAAUUGUAGCGCAGCGCUGCCAAAUAUACACACACGAUUGUUCCGAUUAUUCUCAUCCGAUCCGCAAAAACAAGAGCAACAGAGCGCGCGCCAUCGGAUUUAUUAAAUGCACUUCUAUAUUUAUUUAUAAACGCGAGUUUUGAGGCGCCAAUUGCGGGGAAAAUAAAGUGCAGGUCACCGACGCCUCUGCCGCCGCCGCUGCCUCUGUCGCAGUCGACGUCGAUGCCUUUUUGGUUGCUGUUUACGGUGCUGCUUUAAAACAAAGUGUUUAAUAUUCGCCACUGUGUCUGUGUGCUUCUGUUUUUUUUUUUGUAUUGUGGUGUGUGCAAAAUUCCGAUUUAAUUAAGUGUGUUAAGGUGUGUUUGUAGCACCUAUGCUGGCCCUGGCCCCGCCCACGCCGCCCCCUCGAAAUGCCCCGUUAGCCGCGAAAUCGAAAUCGAAUCGUUUUUCUGCAACCGCAAUGCUGUCAAAUGGCUCUGCCGGCAUCGCUGCCGACGUCGCUGCCGCUGGCGACUGCGACGAGCGAACGCUUUUGCUAAGCGAAGAGAUUGUUGUUGCAACGUCGACGUCCUCUGCUGGCGUCGCUGCAACUGCGCCGCCGACGUCGCUGCCGCUGGUGCACACAACAGCAACAACAACGCAACAGACCAACAACAACAAUGUGAACAACAACAAUAAUGCUUCCCUUGUGGUCAGUGCUAAAAACAUGGCUAAUAAUAAAAAUAACAGCAAAUGCAAAAACAACGAGGCCAGCAGCAGCUGCAGCAGCAGUAGCAACAACAACAAUGCAGCGGAAGCGGCGGCAGCGGCUGCAGCAGCAACAACAACCGCAGCAGCAGAGGAUAUAGAAACGAUAACAACAACAACAGCUGAUGAGGACGAAAUGUCCAGCGAUCUGAGCGAUAAAUUCCCACGCCCCCAAAAGAAACCCGGCAAACUAAGCAAAUUGGGCACCAAAAGCGUCGGCCUCAAACGCGUCUCUUUUGGAUCCUCGAAGGGUUCGAUGGUGGAGACGCUGGUCUUCGAGACGCCGACGCCGUUGUCGGAGCACGUGGAGUCCACCUUUGGGUUCGCUGCGGCUGGGGACUCUGCCGCGGAUACCGCCGCUGCCGCCGCUGGUCAGCCGCAGCUGGCGUCGACGCUGCCGUCGCAUCUGCCCUCUGUCGGCGGCUACAGUGGAGACUAUGCCAAGGGAAACAUGGACGACAGCGGCAUUGAGGUGCAGGAAGAAUCGGAGCGCUCGAUAGUGCGCGUUUCCAUUUACCAAAGCAGCCAGCCGCAGCAGAUCUGUCCACCGGCGGAUUACCUGCUGGACGCCCUAGACGGAGGCUAUAACUACAACUGCAACCUCGACUACACGACGAUGGCCACGACGGCGGCGGGGAUCCAGCAGCAGCAGCAGGUGAUUGGCCUGGGAGCGGCCUAUGAUCGACAGCAGAGCACCGACUCCGGCUGGGAUAAUCCCUUUCGUCCAGGCGGCGACCUGUCCAGAGAGGCUGAUGAAAUUGUCAACAUGAUCAGAGGCGGCAAGCCCAUCACACCCACAGAGGAGCGUACAAUUGGCAACGGAAGCGCCCAGCAUGCGGACGACAAUUGCAACGGCGGAGCGGCGAUUGGCGAGAGUGUAACCAAAUCAAAUAUCUCGCAGAAUCUAGCAACAGCACAAAAUGGUACAAAUUCCCAUGCCUCUGCCUCUGCCGACGCUGGCGCCGGAAAAGCAGCGACGGCGACCGAGCUGAGCGGCGGCGGAAACAACGGGGUCACCUCGCUGGGACAGGUGUCCAAACAGGUGGUUCCGGGACCGACGUCCGCUAGUCAUGUGGUCAUCGACGAGAAGAAGAACAAGAAGAAGGGCUGCUGCGUCCUGCAAUAAUUGGAUAUUCUGUGUUCUGUUCGCGGGGAAAUCGAUAAUCGACGGGGGACAAACAAAUCGGAGGGGGGCGCGGGCAUUUUCCGGCUAGCCGUGUUUUUUGAUGUUAAUGUUUUUUUUUUUUUUUUGGGGAAAAUGGAAAGGAGCCGAGCUGUUGAUAUUUUUCAUGCCGCAUAAAUCGCUUUGCUUCUAGCUUUGCAAUACGAGACGACAACAACAACAAGAACAAGAACAACAAACCAGAUAAAAACACACAAGGAUAAACUAGAAAAACGUAAACAAAAACCAAGCUCUCUGACCAACAGCAGCAGAUAAGUAAGAAAACAUAAAGAGGAGAAUAGCAGCAGCAGCAGCAGCAGCCACAGUGAGAGCCAAAAUUUAAGCACCCCCAGCAGCUGUUGCUUCAGCUUCAAAGAAGAAAAACCGUCAAAAUCCAAAACAUGAAUUGUAAAUCUAAAGUAUACACACUUAUAUAUAUUUAUAUAUAUUUGUUAGUCUGGAGCCGAUGCUAACUGCAAUUCAACCUUAUUAUAUAUACAGACAAUUUUUUUUUCUUUUUCUGUAAUGUGACUCGACCUGCAUAUAUGUUAUAUUAAAACAUAUAUGUGAAUUUAAUUUUUUUUUUUGUAAUUGUAA
Drosophila elegans is the source of this 2511-nucleotide messenger RNA. RefSeq names its product serine/threonine-protein kinase phg2. The coding region runs from base 379 to 1878 and encodes 499 amino acids. The record is from RefSeq and is a predicted model, not a curated record. NCBI's taxonomy places the organism in Eukaryota, Metazoa, Arthropoda, Insecta, Diptera, Drosophilidae. The transcript is spliced from 6 exons.